GCCCCCGGAAGUGAUGCGGAGGGACGCAGCCUCGCCGGGAUCGCGGCGGUGAGUGACCCGCGCCGCGGCUCUGCCCUGCGGGGACGCGGCGGGACGGGGUAGGACUGGGCCGGGGCGGCGGGGUCCGCGCUCUGCCCCUCAGCCCCGCGGGGGCCCCUCGGCCGCCGCUGCCGUCGCCGCCGCCGCCCCCCCCCUGACGGCGGGGCGUCCCUCAGCCCCGCGGGCGGCAGCCGCCGCUGGGCCCGGCCGGGAACCGCAGCCUCGCCCGGAGCUGCCACGCGGAGCGGCCCCUCCCGUCUGUGCGGAGCCGGAGCCUCGGAGCGAGCCGUGCGUUCGGGCGGGGCCGAGCCGCCGGUGGGGGCUGCCGCGUUCCGUCCGAGCCGCCCUCGGUAGUGGCCCCGGGCAGCGCGGCCGCUUCGCUCGGGAGGUCCCCGCACGCGGCCUCCGGGCCCCAGCGCUGGAGAGACCAGGAUGUGGUGCAGGACCAUGUCAAAGGCCUUGCAGGCCAUCCAGGCAGAUGACACCAGAUGCCCUUCCUUUGUCCACUGAUGCCAUCACUCCAUCACAGAAGGCCACCAGAUGGGUCAGGCACGACCUUCCCUUGGUGAAGCCGUGCUGGCUGUCUCAGAUCACCCACUCAUCCCUCAUGUGCCUUAGCAUCUCUUCCAGGAGGAUCUGCUCCAUGGUCUUCCCAGGCACAGAGUGUUCCAUGUGGAUCCCAGAGGGCCUGCAGGCGGCUGUGAAAGCCAAUGGAAGGACUCCCUGCAUAGCCGGAAUGAUGUUGGCAGAUGGCCGCUAGUGGCAUGGUGCAAUGUGCUGAGGGGUGGCCGCGGGGCUGUGGCACGGCGAGGAGGCUGCUCUGAAUGAAGCCGGGCUCCCUGCACCAUGGGCCAGUGUGUCACCAAGUGCAAGAAUCCUUCGUCUACCCUCGGCAGCAAAAACGGGGAAAGGGAGACGGGCAGCAAAUCGCAUAGCAAGAGAAGUGCCCACAAAGAUGACCAUGCUUCAGCAUGUGGGAAGUCCUCGGGAGAUAUACUUGUGAAUGGGACAAAAAAAGCAGAUGCUGCUGUGGAGUCCGGUCUGCCUUCAGCAUUUUCUGGGGAUACAAAGAAAGACUCUGUCUCCAGCACGGAAGAAUCGUCCCUCCAAAGGAUUGGAGAGUUAUUUAGGAGAUACAAGGAUGAACGGGAAGAUGCCAUAUUAGAGGAAGGAAUGGAACGAUUUUGCAAUGACCUCUGUGUUGAUCCCACUGAAUUUAAAGUGCUAGUUCUGGCUUGGAAAUUCCAGGCUGCUACAAUGUGCAAAUUUACAAGGAAGGAGUUUUUUGAAGGCUGUAAAGCAAUAAACGCGGACAGCAUCGAUGGCAUUUGUGCACGGUUCCCUGGCCUCUUACACGAAGCCAAGCAAGAAGAUAAAUUCAAGGAUCUCUACCGCUUCACCUUUCAGUUCGGCCUGGACUCUGAGGAAGGACAGAGGUCGCUGCAUCGGGAAAUAGCCAUUGCCCUUUGGAAAUUAGUCUUCACCCAAAACAAACCCCCCAUUUUGGACCAGUGGUUGCACUUCCUAGUUGAGAACCCCUCAGGAAUCAAGGGAAUUUCCCGGGACACAUGGAACAUGUUUCUAAAUUUUACUCAGGUGAUCGGACCAGACCUUAGCAACUACAGCGAAGACGAGGCCUGGCCGAGUCUCUUCGAUACGUUUGUGGAGUGGGAAAUGGAGAGGAGGAAAAAGGAAGAGGAAACCAAAUGUAUUACAUCUUUGGACACAGAGGGUCUGUGUACAGAAGAACAGACUUAACAGCAUUUAAGCGGCAGUGACAAAAGCAACCCGUUGCCCUUCAUGAGAUGUAAACUCUGGAUGUUUCUGGAGGUUACCGAGUCUCCAGAUUUUUUUUUCUACUUUACACCUUUUUCUGCCUUGUAUUCGAAAGGGCUCUAAAAUGCUGUAUCAUGUUUUAGGCACUUUCUUAACUUUGGUUAUUCCUUUUACUCUUACCCUGAAAUAUUUGACCCUGGCUACAAGUUAAGCAUUUUUGUUAAGAUUUCAGAUUAGUAUAAGUAAGUCUGAUAUUUCUUGCACAAUGUAGAUCUUUUUAGUUAGGUUAAAUUAACAUUGCUAAAUUAUACAGUGCCAGAUUAAGUUUUUCAUACUACGUCUGUCAGGGCAGGUCUGUACUGUGUGUAGUGCUGUUUACAUUGUUGAAAAUUUAGGCUAUAAUAAUUAAGGUUUUAUACCAAGAAUAUAGCAGUGUUAACUUGAAAUGCAUUAAUCCCCUCCUAAUAAGGCUCUUAAAACAACAACAACAAAUCCAACAGCAUAAGCAACAGCUUUUUGUAAUGUGGCUCAUUGCCACUCGAAGCUAACUCCUUGUGACCGAGUCCAAAUCAUUCCUUUUUAUUUUUAGUUUCAAACUAAACAUUGGGACUGUUUUAUAAAGUUACUGUACCUGUCAGUCAACUGAGUGGUAGAUGAGGAUUUGUAUUGAAAUCUGACACAACAUGUAAUAAAAGAGCAGUGCUACCUCAGUUUUAUUGAAAGUGGACUUCUUGGUGGACUUCCAUUUUGUUUGGAAGUUUUAUUUUUGUGGUUACAGGAGAGUAUUUUUACUUGACUAAAAGAACCAAAGGUUCUGCUUCUUAAGUUUCUUAAACAUUGACAGAAGCAACACACAAAGCCUAAGUCUUCAAGGAAAACUGCGGUAUAAUUCUGCUUUAAUUUGUUUGAUUUAUACCUAAAGCAUUAUCUUACUUGUCUGGCAAGCACAGUACUUCUAUGUGAGGAACCAAUUUUUUUAAAUCUAUGCUUAAUUGCUAAAUUGCAGUUAAUACUCCACACUUUCUGGAGCAACAAUAUUGGCAUCUGAUGACAAAGUGAAUUCGUAAUGUGUUCUUAAUGACAACAGUGUAGACGAGUCAUUUUUAGACUGAUUUAAUAAUAUUUGGAUAGGAGUAAAUUUAUUAUUUUACAAUGCCUGUAUUGGGACUAUUUGCCUGUUGAAACUGUUGUGACUUAAAGGGAAUUUUAUUAACACUGGUUGAAGCUUUUUUUGGUUAUCGAUGUUACCUUUUUUAAUUGUAAUACGUCAACUUUUUUACACAUUUUGGUAAAAAGGGAUAGUUGCCAAGGCUUCCCAUGAAGCCCAGUAUGGAACUCAUGAAGCCAAUACACGUACAUCACACACCUUUCAUUUUCACAGCUGUACUUCAGGAUUGUAAAAUGGCUUCAAUGAAAAAUCAAAAGCAACAAAAACCCUCAAAGCUGAACGGUCGUCUCUAGCAUCUCAUGGGUUCUGUGGCAGUGUGUAAAGCUAAAGGAAGCCAAACUUCCAGCAGUGAGCUUGUUGUUGGGUCCUGGGUGGUGUGCAGUGCAUGUCCGCUGCUGAGCUAGUGGAGUGUUUGCCUGACUUCUGUGCUGGGCUCUGCUGAUGGACAGCCUGCAUGGCAGCUUGGGGCAGAGCUCGUACAUCAGUUAUAAUCUCUGGCUGUCUAAAACUGCUUAAAAACAAGUCCACAAUGGCUGAUGGCAUCUCUUCCUCCUAGUAACAGGAGGGCUUGGUCCAUGCUGCUUUAGCAAGCUCUUUUUGGGAGAGUGAAGCAGUGGGGAGCAAAUAGAGGCCUAGCCAAGCCUGUCCCUAGGCAGGAGGGGGCCCAGCUCAGGUGUUACAAGCAAAUCUGCCCCAAGGGUGCCCUGCUGCUCUCAUCCUCCAUGCUGCCCUAACGGCACUAACGCGUUUUGGCAGCAAAACUGAAUCUUGGUUUGGUGAGCAAAGCAGGCAUUUGUGCUGUUAGAGUGGAAUCGAUGGGGGGAGGCUUCUGCUGGUGCUGGUCUUUAGUUAAGCAAGAGAAACAACUCUCCAGCAGAGGCCGCUUCACUAGUGAAAGCUCCAAAUGGAGGCCUGAGCUGAUAGUAAAUGAAGGCUAUAUGAAGUUUGGGACAUUCAUUCAGCUGCUCAGCGCUUUGUUCAUUGCUUCAUUUUUUUCCUAAGGGUAGUUAUAAAGUGUUCAGUGCAUGGAAGCUGUGCUCACCCAGUGCAGGGUGCAACUCUGCACACACAGAGUUAGGGCAGUGACUGCUGCUUUAUCUGCACAAUGAACUGCAGCAGCUCCAGAAGGGAGGGAUUAGAGAUCUCUGUGGAACACAUUUAUCUGGUGGUCUGGAACAUGGAUUGCAGUAAGGAAAUAAAUUUGUAGCACAUCAAGGCAUAGCCAUUUCAGUGCAUCAGACACAACACAGCUUCCUUCUUUAGACAGUGGUGUUGAGUAUGCAGGAAGGGAAAAUAUUUUCUCUGGGAGGCAGGGCAUGCAGCUGUCAGUGACUUCUCCUCGUGUGCUGAAAGCACAGAACAGAACUGCCCACAGCUGGGCCUGGCAGAGUGCUGUUGGUUUCAGUCUGGCCUUGGUGCUUACAACGCAGUUACAGGACGCAAGCCAGACCCGUGUCUGCUUUAAACUCCUGGAGCAGGAGCUGUGGUUAUGGUGCAGCUCUUCCAUAGCAGUGCUGGGGGGCACCAGGCUUGGUGCUCCUACCCCUGGUAGCCCUGCCCUUCUGUGCCGCUGCAGUGCUGCUUCAGAUGCGCUUCUGCAGAGUCUGCAGCAAUGCUGGAGCCUCUGAAAACGUGCUUGCCUAGUGGUUGAACUGUGAAUAGUUGUGGAAGAGGCGCAAUGCUUUUGCUCUCCAUAUAAUCAGUCUUUAAUGGCCGCAGGACUGGAUCGAGCAGUGAUUGCAGAUCAAGUGCUCAAAACCAUUGGAGCUAUUUAGUUUAUUUCUUAGAGUAUGCAUUAGAAAUCUUGAUGCAUGGAGUGAAUCUGCUGCAACUUGGGAUAACUAUAGAUAACUAUACAGAUCAUUGUAGGAAUCUACUGGGAAUGUGAUCUGACAUCCACACUAUGGCGUUUUAUUGCCUUCACUUAUACACAAAGAAGUGCAACUUGUGCAAACUUUACUCCCCAGUACUAAAGCACUGGGCACUGUGCAGUGUUACUGCAGUGCCUUGACAGCUUGGCUCAGUGGUGCCAGUUCCUCCUGCGGGUGUGAUUUUGGGUUGAAGACUGUUGAUGGAUUGAUUCAAGUGUGGAUUUGAAAAAUUCCACCCAGAGUUGGCCAUCAAACUUGAUGAGUAACUUAAUGGAUACUGAAUGUGGAACUGUGCGUUUAUUUGCUGCUGGUGCUAUUCUUUGUAGAGAAUUAGAACUUUGUAGUACUGUGCAAUGGUAUGGAGAGAACCCAAGGGAAAAGAGAGGAGUGUGGCAGGUGGCAUGGGACCUGCUGGGGCACGAGCUGCUGUGGGUUUGUCCCAACUGUUGCUGUGGCCAUCAGAGCCCCAGGGCUCCACAGAGCGCAGGACAUGUCUCACCUGCUGCUCCUGUGCAUUGACUGCUAACAUGAGCGUCUUCCUUAUGGUUCUAAGCCUUGUUUCCAAAAAAUAACUCCAAACAAACGAGCAGAGUUGAACACCGCAUGGUUAGUGGCUGCCUCGGGUCUGACGCAGCGUGCUGGCUGAGGCUGUGCCAUUCGUAUUCACUGGAAGAGAACAGGCAUUGUGAAGGUCUGGGUCUUGCAGUCCUGUGUUCUGCGACGUGGCCUUUGUGGCAGGAAUCCUUGAUCAGUUGGGUACCUGAUUCUUUUGAGCUCCCUCUGCUUGAAAUGUGUGCACGUGAACUUUUCCUUUCAUAUUGAAAAGGAAGAUGCUUAGCCUGAAACUGAAAAUUGUUCAGUGUUUCAAUAUACAGCAAAACACAAAUUUUGAAGGCUUUUGUUCUUUUCAAGCAAGUAGUAAAAGAUAAGUGUGCUUAUUUCUGUUGUGUGCAGAGACACUGGUGUUAAUUUUUUUUCUCUGGAUUAUCAAAGAUUGUAUCUUUGUUUUUAUAUUCUCAGUUGAAGUGAAAUACAUGAGAUUGUAAGAUGGGAGGCCAUAACUCCUUCACCGUGAAGUACGUAGGUAUCUCUACCUCUUGUUAGACUUGAAUAGUUCAAGUUGACCAUCCUUCUCUCCCAGGCUGUGAUGCUUGGAUAAGUAAUGUACACUUUUUAAUUGACCCCUGUUAAGUGUUACCUAUUUACCUUACUUUUUGGUAUCCUGCUUUUAGUCUGCAUGCAGUCAACCCUUUGGAAGGGAGCAAAGCCAAGCUGGUAAGGGACACGUCAGUCCUCCAGGGAGUGAGUUUUGGAGUGCAGUGGUGAGCGGAGCCGCUCCCUUGUGGCUCAGGGCCUUUCAGCAUCGUGCCUUCUCUUUCCAUUUCAGGCCACAAUAAAUGGGAGACAGAGCAACUGCUCCCCAAGAAGGGACUGUUUGGCCCUUUCAUUUGCCCUUGAAAAGCACCAGGAACCCACCUGAUGCAGUGCUAUGAGCUGUGACAACAAAAAGUGAAGGCUGCAAAAGUGUGAGGGUUGCACAGCUGCUGCUUCCUCCCUGCGCUCGGUGUCUGCUCGGGAUGAACGCCGUAUGCUUAAAGCAGAGUUGAGAGUGCUCGAGCAUGCUGGAGAUGCCGGGAGGUUCUCCUCCUUUUCUGUUCUUAAAAAGCUUCUAUCUUUGCAUAAUUGCACCCUGGAGAUAAAAUCUCUUUCUAGAUGACAUGCAUUUUACACACAGAAAAAACACAUUUGUCUGCAAUGCUCUUGCUUGCAGAUUCUCCUUGGGCUGUGGGUUGGCUGCGGCUGGGACAGCGCACUUGAAUGUUGCCGAUGGAGCUGUCCCUGUGCCACGGGAGUGGCUCUAGUUAAGCUUAGCUAUCUUAAAAAUAUACAUUCUUUCUUAUCUGUAAGUUUAAAUGGUCUCUCAGAAAGAAAAUGGGCCACCAGGAGUGGUGGGAAGGCCUCAUGCUGCGAGUUGUCCAUUAUUCAGAGUUCCAAGAGAGAUGGAUGUGACUGCAGGAUGAGGCUCUCACCUGGCACUGCUGGGCUCCAUCCCGGCCGACCUGGGGCACAAAGUGAGCCCGCAUUGCUGCAGCUGCACGGAGUGGGAGGGAGCACUGACAGAGCCAGCCCGGAGAGCUGCAGCUCACAGCACAGACACUUGUUGUGAAGCUCAGCCCCAGCAUGGCCGCAUCGCCCUAUAUGGAACGAAUGUGUUUUGGUAGUGUAUCUACUCUCGGAGAAGUAAAUAAUUGUAAGGAAACAGUGAAAGCAGCACACCUUUGUGCAGCUUCCACCGAACUGUAUGUGAACACAGCUAGCUUCCAGUCUCCUCAGUAAGCCCUCAAGGGUACUUGGGAUCAAAUCUACCGUUUUCCGUAUCGGGAGUAAUCCUUGCUUUUCGGACUUAUCAGCAGAUACCACUUCUGAUCCACUUUUCUCACCCUGGGAAAUGAUGAAUGUAUUGUCGUGGAGCAGAACCAAGCUUCCUCCUCCAGCCGGCACCAUCACAAGUUGCUGCGGAGUUGUAAUGCUUGAAAUGGCUGCAGAUAAUUCUUUUUCAUGCAGGAUGUCUUUAUCGAGGGAUGUGCCCAAGUGUGAAGCCGUGAUCUGGAGAAGUGGGAAAAGUUUGAGGUGACGCAUCUAUACUGAGUCUCAUCUGCUUUGUUGUUUUACAAAUACUUCUGUUGUUGUUUUGCUCACCAUUACCGUCUGGAACAGAAUGGAAACAGCAUCCCACAGAAUGUGCAAUCUGAGGCACAGUGCACAUAGGUUGUGAUGAGAAGGUUGUUGUUACUUGAUAGCAAUCCUGAGUGCAAUGUUCGGUCCCUUUUGGAAGAAAAGCAUUAAGGUUUUUCUUUACUUACAAGCAAAGCAUCAGUUUGUCCAUUACUGACAUCUUGUGGAGUUUGUGCCAGAUGUAUAUUAAAUAUUUUGGUGCUUUUUCUAA
Gallus gallus (chicken) is the source of this 7801-nucleotide messenger RNA. It is a transcript of the gene DCUN1D3, whose product is annotated as defective in cullin neddylation 1 domain containing 3. Gene Ontology annotation, biological process: protein neddylation; positive regulation of ubiquitin-protein transferase activity. Lineage: Eukaryota; Metazoa; Chordata; Aves; Galliformes; Phasianidae. The record is from RefSeq and is a predicted model, not a curated record. Gene Ontology annotation, molecular function: ubiquitin-like protein binding; ubiquitin conjugating enzyme binding; cullin family protein binding. Gene Ontology annotation, cellular component: ubiquitin ligase complex. The coding region runs from base 886 to 1797 and encodes 303 amino acids. The transcript has 5 exons.